GGGCACUCCACAGGCACUUAGCAAAUUAAGUGCUUUAACUCAGGGGCGCAGCAUGGCAUCCGAGUUGGGGCUGACAAUUGCAGGCCAGCGCGAAAGUGGCGCAGAUGUGCGGUCGGCCAACGUGACGGCCGUCAUGGCCUUGGCCAACAUCCUGAAGUCAUCCCUUGGACCGCAAGGUUUGGACAAGAUGUUGGUGGAUGACAUUGGGGAUGUGACCAUCACCAACGAUGGUGCCACCAUCUUGAAGCAAUUGGAGGUGGAACAUCCAGCAGCCAAGGUGCUGGUAGAAUUGGCCAAUCUCCAGGACACUGAAGUGGGUGAUGGAACCACUUCGGUCGUGAUCAUCGCAGCGGAAUUGUUGAAACGAGCCAAUGAGCUUGUGAAGAACAACAUCCAUCCAACGACCAUCAUUGCUGGAUACAGACUGGCGAUGCGAGAGUCCAUCAAGUACAUUCAGGAGAAUCUGAGCCAGAAGGUUGAUGCUCUUGAGCAGGACACCUUGACGAACAUCGCCAAGACAUCGUUGUCUUCCAAGUUUAUUGGAUCUGAGAGCGCGGUAUUUUGUCAGAUCAUCGUCGAUGCGGUGAAGGCCGUCAAGAUGGUGAACCUUCAGGGGAAGGCGAAGUACCCGGUGAAUCAGAUCAACGUCCUGAAGUCGCACGGCCAGAGUAGCCACGAGUCAAUCCUCAUCCCAAAUGGAUACGCCAUGCAGAUCAUGAGGGCUUCACAGGAAAUGCCAGCUUGGGUUUCUCCCGCCAAGAUUGCGCUGCUGGAUUUUGACCUCAAGAAGCACCGCAUGUCGAUGAACGUGAACAUCGUCAUCGACGACCCCGAAGAGUUGGAACGGGUCCGGCAGAAGGAGAUGGACAUCACUAAGGAGAAGAUCCAGAAAAUUUUGGAUGCCGGGGUCAAUGCCAUCUUCACCACUAAAGGGAUUGAUGACUUCGCGAUGAAGUACCUAGUGGAGGCUGGUGUUCUGGGCGUUCGACGUGUCGACAAGAAGGACAUCAAGCGAAUCGCCAAGGUCACUGGUGCCCAGGUGCUUCUCACCAUGGCCACGGAUGAAGGCGAGGAGGCCUUCGAUCCCAGCUACAUGGGCACGGCCGAGGAGGUGGUGAACGAACGCGUCGGAGACAACGACUUCGUCUUCAUCAAGGGCUGCACCGCCAGCAAGGCGUGCAGCAUCCUGAUCAGAGGUGCCAAUGAAUUCAUGCUGGAAGAAGCGUCCCGAUCGGUGCACGACGCGCUUUGCGCCGUGAGUCGCACCUUGGAGUCCAAUGCAGUGGUCCCUGGGGGCGGUGCAGUGGAAACCGCACUCAGCUUGCACCUGGAGGACCAUGCUCGCACCUUUGACUCCUAUGAGCAAUGGGCCAUCGCCGAGUUUGCCGAGGCCCUCCUCACCAUCCCAAAGACCCUGGCCAUCAAUGCUGCCUUGGAUGCCAUUGAUCUGCUGGCGGCUCUUAGGGUGAGACACCAUGCGUCGCAGCAGGACCCAAAGAAGAAAGACUACAGAUGGUACGGCCUAGACUUGACCAAUGGCACUGUGCGAAACCAGAUCUCCAAUGGCGUGUUGGAGCCAAUGGUCUCCAAAUUGAAGUCUUUGAAGUUUGCCACAGAGGCUGCCAUCACCAUCCUUCGCAUUGACGAUUUGGUGAGGAUCGCACCAGAUCCGCAAGAUGAACAGCAGGGUUAGAUUGGGAUCGGUUGAAACAGCGGGUCUGUUUGGCAAAACACCGAUCUGAACCAGAUCUGAAGCAACACAGCCAUCUUGGAAACUGUUG
Cladocopium goreaui is the source of this 1781-nucleotide messenger RNA. The record is from the annotation of a GenBank genome assembly. NCBI's taxonomy places the organism in Eukaryota, Dinophyceae, Suessiales, Symbiodiniaceae.